Messenger RNA from Drosophila ficusphila, 2383 nucleotides. RefSeq names its product synaptotagmin-7 (gene Syt7). The transcript has 9 exons. The record is from RefSeq and is a predicted model, not a curated record. Bases 227 to 1477 code for a protein of 416 amino acids. Lineage: Eukaryota; Metazoa; Arthropoda; Insecta; Diptera; Drosophilidae. Gene Ontology annotation, cellular component: axon; synapse; membrane. Gene Ontology annotation, molecular function: SNARE binding; calcium-dependent phospholipid binding; clathrin binding. Gene Ontology annotation, biological process: calcium-ion regulated exocytosis; regulation of dopamine secretion; regulation of calcium ion-dependent exocytosis.
UGUAACUGGUAAAGCUUGUGUUUUUACAUAUUAAAUAUCAAAAUUCAAAUAAUAAUAAUAAUAUGUGAAUAACAACAAAACUGUUUAUUAGUUUAAUGUAAAAAAAAUGCUAUUUACCGUAUUAUGUAGCAUUAUUUAAGCAAACCUAAAAUGAAAAUGUACACCAUUUAAAGUGCGACUGUUCUUUGUUUGGAAAAGUAUUUGAUUAAAUCGUAAUUAUUGAGAUAUGGCGAGCAUAGUACUAAUAGCUUGUCUGGCUGUCUUGGGUCUAAUUAUCGCAAUAGCUCUGUUUUUGGCUGGCGGAUACUUGUGGUGGCGACAUAAAAGAUCCCAACUGCAGUUUAUUGAGCCAAAUGAAGAUGAGGAAUCUAGUAGUUAUAGUCUUAGGGCUGCCCAGGAUAUUGUUGACUCUGGUAACCCACCUACAAAACCGCAAGUGCCGGCACCGCAAGCUAUUACGACUCCUCUUCAGAAUAACAUCAACAGGAAGUUAAAUGGAUUUUUGAGUCUAAGAACUCCUUUAAUAGGUGGUUCGGGGACCACACCAGCAAAACAACAAAAUGUUUCUUCAGCUGGUAACGUGGGAGAUGGGACGUCUAAAGAUUCCGCUAACAAAAGUAUCUCGAUGACAGACAUGUACCUGGAUAGCACAGAUCCUAGUGAAAAUGUUGGACAAAUCCAUUUUUCUUUAGAAUACGAUUUUCAAAACACGACGUUAAUCUUGAAAGUUCUUCAAGGAAAAGAGCUUCCUGCAAAGGAUUUAAGUGGCACUUCCGAUCCAUAUGUUCGUGUAACCCUGCUACCAGAUAAAAAACAUAGAUUGGAAACCAAAAUAAAACGCCGAACUCUUAAUCCGAGAUGGAACGAAACAUUCUACUUUGAGGGAUUUCCCAUUCAAAAACUUCAAUCUCGUGUUUUACAUUUACAUGUUUUUGACUACGAUCGGUUCUCAAGAGAUGACUCUAUAGGAGAAGUGUUUCUUCCCCUUUGCCAGGUGGACUUUGCUGGAAAACAAUCUUUUUGGAAAGCACUAAAGCCCCCUGCAAAGGAUAAAUGUGGUGAACUACUUUCCUCACUUUGCUAUCAUCCCUCAAACUCAAUUUUGACUUUAACAUUGAUUAAAGCGAGAAAUUUAAAAGCUAAGGAUAUUAACGGCAAAUCUGAUCCUUAUGUAAAGGUUUGGCUUCAGUUUGGCGAUAAGAGAGUAGAAAAAAGAAAAACACCUAUAUUUACGUGUACAUUAAAUCCAGUAUUCAAUGAAUCAUUUAGUUUUAACGUUCCAUGGGAAAAAAUAAGAGAAUGCUCCCUGGAUGUUAUGGUAAUGGAUUUUGAUAACAUUGGCAGAAACGAGCUAAUAGGACGAAUUUUAUUAGCUGGGAAAAACGGCUCUGGAGCAUCGGAAACCAAGCAUUGGCAGGACAUGAUCUCAAAGCCCAGACAAACUGUAGUACAAUGGCAUCGCUUAAAACCUGAGUAACUUUAAUAUUAAAUCAAUAACUAAAUAAUACUAAAACCAAUAAGUAUGUUGUAGAGACCCGUACAUGGAUGUACAUAAAUUAAUUUGUACUUGCAUAUACAUAUAAAUUAGCGGUUCAAAAUAAAAGAGGUCGACAAAAAUUUAUAGCCUGCACAAAACUAUAACGUUGGAAAAAUGAAAUCAAUAUCAAUUAAAUUCUAAAAAUGUAAUUGUUCUGAUUAGGGCAAUUGUUUUUUACGUGCUUACAUGUAGAGAUAUAUUUUGUAAGGUUAUGGGUUAUGAAAACAUUUUUAUAUAUAUUGUUAUACAAUUAAUUGCUGUUUAAAAACUAAAGGUGUUGAAAUUUAUUUUUCUAACUUAAAAACUUUGUUUUUUUAAUUAUUAUAAAAACUUAACAACUAAAUAGUUUGUUGGUUUUAACGUUUUUCUAGUUUAUUUUGUCAUAUAAAAAAAUAACAAAUUUAUUAUAAUAUUAAAAAAAGUAUCAACCGGUAUCAGGGGUGAAUUAUUAAUUUUAUCAGAUUCGUUUGUCGGAUAUUUUUAUCCAUACAUGUUAGACAUCUGACAUACUCAAAAAAAAAAAAAUCCCCAGGAAAUAUUUAAAAUGUAAAUAACAUUAAAAAUAAAUUGUUAAAUUAUAGCAUUAGACUAACUAAUCUAUAAAGACAUUGUUACAUGUUUUUAAAUGAAAUUAAUUGGAAAAAGAGUUCUUAUAUUCUUAAAUAUUCUUUAACCGCAUACGUAUAAUAUUAACUGUAGGUUAUCUGAUCAGAAAAUUAUUGCAUUAGCACAAUAAAGAAUAACAUAAAUGAUUUUUAAUGAAAGUAAAAAUAAUUAGCCAACCAUUGCCGAAAUAAAAAAAAUUUAAAUGAGAUAGAGAGAGAGGGAGGAGGGCGAAAGAGAGAA